Molecule: messenger RNA, 702 nt
Organism: Chironomus riparius
Lineage: Eukaryota; Metazoa; Arthropoda; Insecta; Diptera; Chironomidae
Source: the annotation of a GenBank genome assembly
GUACAGAUGGGCAUAAAUUAUCAUUCAGUCUUCAGUCUUUAAUUCGACAGCAGUAGAAUCUCAAAAAAAAAAAAAAAAAAUUAAAAAUGAAAAGCCUCAUUAUCGCAUUCGCUCUCAUUGUUGCCGUCUCAUGUGAUGUUUCGCAUGUUGUACAAGGUGAGGGAUGGUCGAAAGACGGAUCUGGAUAUCAUUACAGUAAGCCAGAAGUAAAAUUCGAAUCACCUGAUGAAGUUCUCCCAGAAGAUGAGCCAAUUGUUGAGAUUGCCACGGAAGAACCAAUUGAAGAGCCUGUUACUGAAGUCUUGAUUGAAGAAUUGCCAACAAAUGACUACUUGCCACCAAACAACAAUGAAUACCUUCCACCAAAAUCCGAAGAAGCCAAGAGAAAGAGACAAGUUCAAGGCCGCAAAGUCUAUCGUCGUUUUGCAAAGAAACACUAAAUCAUUAAAGUAUAUGUGGACUGAUCGAUUUAUGACUACGGCUAGGCAAUAAAUCAACAUCGAAAGAAGAAGUAAAAGAGCUUGAACAACAUCGGAUGAUGAUGAUGAUGAUAUCUACAUUAGAUGUCUGUUCGUCAAUGAAAUUCUUUUAAGGGCUGUCAUUCGAUUUUGAUUUUAUUAAGCAUGUACAAUUUUCUGUUCAAAAAUUCCUUGUUUGUUUUUAAUUUAAAAUAAAUUGCAAAUUCCUUUAAAAAGGAAAUAA